Messenger RNA from Saccostrea echinata, 586 nucleotides. RefSeq names its product 5'-deoxynucleotidase HDDC2-like. Gene Ontology annotation, cellular component: cytoplasm. The transcript has 6 exons. NCBI's taxonomy places the organism in Eukaryota, Metazoa, Mollusca, Bivalvia, Ostreida, Ostreidae. The coding region runs from base 3 to 560 and encodes 185 amino acids. The record is from RefSeq and is a predicted model, not a curated record. Gene Ontology annotation, molecular function: 5'-deoxynucleotidase activity.
CAAUGGACAAAUUGCUGAAAUUCAUGGGUUUUAUUGGCGAUCUUAAGAGAGUGAAAAGAACUGGUUGGGUGUUGAGAAGAAUUGAGGAUCCUGAAUCGGUGGCUGAUCAUAUGUACAGAAUGGCUCUUCUUUCAUUCCUAGUGGAACCUACCUCAGGUCUCAAUAAAGACAGAUGCAUCAAAAUAAGCCUGGUCCAUGAUCUUGCUGAAUGUAUCGUGGGGGAUCUUACUCCUCAAGAUGACUUUUCAAAGUCUGAGAAACAAAAGCAGGAAAUGGAAGCCAUGAAGCACAUCUGCAGUUUGGUUUCAGAAGAAGUAGGACAAGAACUCUAUGAAUUAUGGGAGGACUAUGAAUUUCAGAAAAGUGAGGAAGCUAAGUUUGUAAAGGACUUGGACAAAUUUGAGAUGAUUCUCCAGGCUCACGAGUACGAGAAUCUCAGUAACAGCCCAGGGAGACUACAGGAAUUCUUUGAUAGUACAAAAGGAAAGUUCAAGACUGUGCAAAUAAAAGACUGGGUAGAGAAGUUAAACACAAAAAGAUGUUCAUCUGGUGGAUCAUGACAAAAUAAACUUAGUAUUUCCUCAAA